AAUAAUAAUAAUAAUAAUGAUAAAAGCAAAAGAAAGGGAAAUUGAAAAGAAAAUAGUACUAUAAUUUUAUAUCGGUAUGUCCGAAACCUAUGGUCAGUAGUCAGUACUCAAUCAGUACUGCCCUGCCCAUUACCACUCAAACACCACCGUGAUCGGGUGCCGACGGGUAGCCGGAUUCGGGUCAAGGAUCUGGCUCGGACCUCAGUCACUCUCAAUGGCGAGCUCCGCUUUUACUCUCUCCAGUUCCUUUCUUCCCGCCCGCGACAACCUCGUGUUCCUCAAAGGCGGCCCGGUCGUCCGGCGAGCCGUCCGGCUCGAGUCAGACGCUGCUCCAAAUGGGUUAGGGCUCCGGCGACUGCCCAGGUCGGAUUUUCGCGUCGCGGCCACCUCCGACCAGCCAAGCCCUUCAGCUCAGGGGAUCGAGAACGUGGUAAUAAUAGGAUCUGGCCCUGCUGGAUAUACUGCCGCAAUAUAUGCUGCUCGAGCCAAUUUGAAGCCAGUGGUCUUUGAAGGAUAUCAAGCUGGUGGUGUUCCAGGUGGACAAUUGAUGACGACAACCGAGGUGGAGAACUUUCCGGGCUUUCCAGAUGGUAUCACGGGUCCUGAUUUAAUGGAAAGAAUGCGACGGCAAGCCGAGCGUUGGGGGGCGGAGUUAUAUCAAGAAGACGUGGAAUUUAUUGACGUGAAAAGAAGACCUUUUGCCGUGCAGAGUAGUGAAAGCAAGGUGAAAUGCCACAGCAUUAUUUAUGCCACGGGUGCCACUGCAAAGAGGCUGAAAUUGCCUAGAGAGGACGAGUUUUGGAGUAGAGGAAUAAGUGCUUGUGCCAUAUGUGAUGGAGCUUCCCCACUGUUCAAAGGCCAAGUUCUUGCUGUUGUGGGAGGAGGCGAUACGGCCACAGAGGAAGCUUUGUAUUUGACGAAAUAUGCUCGACAUGUUCACUUGCUUGUUCGUAAGGACCAAUUAAGGGCUUCGAAAGCAAUGCAAGAUAGAUUCGUUUACGCAAAAUAUGAGAGUUCAGUUGAUUAUGGCGAAUGUUUCAGAGUAUUCAACAAUCCCAACGUAACGGUGCACUUCAACACCGAGACUGUGGAUGUUGUGAGCAACACAAAGGAUCAGAUGUCGGGCGUUUUGGUCAGAAAUGUCGACACUAAAGAGGAAUCGGUUUUGGAGGUAAAAGGCCUUUUUUAUGGAAUUGGCCAUUCUCCUAACAGCCAAUUACUUGAAAGUCAAGUCGAACUUGAUGCUGCUGGUUACGUUUUGGUAGAGGAAGGGUCUGCAAAAACAUCGGUCGAGGGCGUGUUUGCUGCUGGAGAUGUGCAGGACCAUGAAUGGAGGCAAGCUGUAACUGCAGCUGGAUCGGGAUGUAUUGCAGCUCUAUCACCGGCACCUGAAGAAGUUAAGAAAGAACUUACCGACCGAGACGUACAAGAAGGGUUUGAUAUCACGCUGACCAAACACAGGGGCCAGUAUGCUCUUCGGAAGUUGUAUCACGAGAGCCCAAGACUUCUUUGUGUGCUAUAUACGGCACCAACAUGCGGUCCUUGUAGGACCUUAAAACCGAUACUUUUCAAGGUCAUAGAUGAAUUUGAUCAAAAUGUACAUUUUGUUGAGAUCGAUAUUGAGGAGGAUCCUGAGAUUGCCGAGGCUGCUGGAAUCAUGGGCACACCUUGUGUCCAGUUUUUCAAGAACAAAGAGAUGAUCAGGACUGUGUCGGGCGUCAAAAUGAAGAAGGAAUACCGAGAGUUUAUCGAAGCAAAUAAAUGAUUUUUAAGAGGCAGCACUUAAAUCUCACCUUCUCUCUGCUUUUCUGAGAUUCAGUUUUGAUACGAUAUGGCCAAUUUGUGCGUAAGAUGUAUUUUUGGUAGUCAUUACAGAUUUAGUACAUUCAGAGUAGCCACUGAGCUCCCAUUGUAUAAUAAUAAACAUACAAUUUUUCAGAAUUUCAGAUCUGGUAAACUUGGUUAUUGUUAUUCAAACCUGCAAAAUAGCAGUUAUUCUCAGAAAAUCACUGCUAAAAGUUUAGUCUAAC
Striga asiatica is the source of this 2030-nucleotide messenger RNA. The record is from the annotation of a GenBank genome assembly. NCBI's taxonomy places the organism in Eukaryota, Viridiplantae, Streptophyta, Magnoliopsida, Lamiales, Orobanchaceae.